Sceloporus undulatus (fence lizard) is the source of this 2787-nucleotide messenger RNA. RefSeq names its product heparan-alpha-glucosaminide N-acetyltransferase-like. The record is from RefSeq and is a predicted model, not a curated record. NCBI's taxonomy places the organism in Eukaryota, Metazoa, Chordata, Lepidosauria, Squamata, Phrynosomatidae. The coding region runs from base 8 to 433 and encodes 141 amino acids. The transcript has 4 exons.
UAUCCUAAUGUACCGCCAGCAGCCACUGAGCAUUUUAAAGAGAUUUCUCAUCUGGGCUGUUUUGCUGGGGAUUGUCUCUGCCAUUCUAACCAAAUGUACACAAAAUGAAGGAUUCAUUCCCAUCAAUAAAAAUCUUUGGUCUUUGUCUUUUGUUACUACGCUGAGCUGCUUUUCCUUUGUCUUGCUGGGAAUCAUGUUUUAUGUUAUCGAUGUGAAAAAAUGGUGGGGAGGCCAGCCUUUCAUUUUUCCAGGGAUGAAUUCAAUCCUCAUCUAUGUUGCAAGCUCCCUGCUGGGUUCUUAUUUCCCUUUCAGGUGGGAAAUGAAGUAUGCAACUUCACAUGCCGAACCACUCUUUCAGCAUCUGCUGGCCACUUCCCUCUGGGUAUUAAUUGCCUAUCUGCUCUACAAGAAGAAGUUCUUUUUAAAAAUAUGACUGUGGGAUUCAAGAAUAUAAUUUCUCUCUCAACUCACAUAAUCCAAUUAUUGUUAUUAAGAAGAUUAUGAUUCCAAAACCUGACACUACAUACUAGACGUGAUAUUUUUGAUGACUUAUUUUGGGGUCGGGGGGUUCCACAAAAGCAGCCAUGGGGAGCCACAUUCAGCUCAUUCAAUCCAUUUCACCCCUACUUUAAAGAAAAGAGGUGCAAGUUGCACAAGUCUAGCAAAAGUGAAGACAUUCUUGCUAUACAGUUGCACUCACAACCAAAAUAAGUGAAUGUUCAAGAUCUGCCUCUCUUAAGUCCAUAAUCUUGUGCCAAAUGUAUUGAAUGUAAUUUGGAGACGAUGUAUUCCCUUAUAUAAAUUCUUGUUUUACCAAAAUCCAUAGCUUUGGGAAAAAUCUGAAACCAAUGUAUCUAGUACUCCAAAGGGCAAUUUUAUUCACCCUGGUACUAUGGCAGCAGCCCAGUCUACUGGCUUGAAAGACAGAAACUAUGAUUUGAUACUCACUGGUUUCCAAUACCUAUUUCCUCUUAAAAUACUCAGUAGCUACCAUUUCUCCUAUCCCUAGUUAGAGUUCUUUCUGCCAUACAUCUUUUGUCAUGUUCUUACUCUGGUUCUCAGUUAAUCACUGGCUCAUAGGUCUGUAUUCAUUUCCAGCAUCUGUAAGAACCUCAGUGUGCUAUCCUUCAGAUAGUGCUGAAACAAGCAACAGGGUCUUACCAAGUGCCUGGCAUAGGUCAAGGUAAUGCACUCUGUAGGAUCAAAUGAAUUUUAAAGUUGUCAUCAAAUUGUAUUUAAACUAAACUGGACAAAGUAAUGAUUCUCUUUAUUUUAACAUCGGCUCUCUGGAAUAUCAUACUUGCUAAGACCACUGGGCAAUGUUAUGAUUUAAGCUUCAGAAUAUUAGCAGGACAGGUUUAUUUUGUUUAGAAACUUGUCUUGUGUUCUCUUUACCUAAAUGCUAAUGUUGUCUUAGGGUGAAAAGCAGUGGAAUUUGUUAAGCAAGGAAUUCAUUUGUUCAUGCGAAUGCUUUUCAAAUCAGCAUGUCUGCCAUGAAACCAUGGUAUUUUGUAGAGGAUACUGGAUACUGGAACAUAUUCUGGGGUACACACUUGGCCAAUCCUUUUGGGUCUCUCCUACGGUAAGUCGAGGGUUCCUCUUUGUGAACAAAGUCAGAGCUUGUAAAAGUUACUGUUUUAGACCACAACUGCCCAAAUAUUUCAGCCAGCAUGGCUUUUCCAAACUAUUUCUUAAAUAAAACAAACAAUGCUGCAUAUUGUAGAGGAAUAAAACAAACAAUGCUGCAUAUUGUAGAGGAAGAUCAGUAUUAGCAAGGAAUCUGUGCUUUAAAGAAUUGUAUCUACUAUUACUGAUCUUCUAAUUAAAGACCCCAAUGCACUUCUAAGGAAGGGUUCCCUAUGUCACAGUUGGAAACCUCCCUCCCGCAUCUUAUGUGUGCAUAGAACAUGAUCAUUUCUAUGUUCUCAUGAAGCAUAACUUUAUCAUGACAGAGACAAGUGCAUAAAAGCCAGUGUUCUUUACGUGCAUAGGAUCUUUCUUGGAAUCACCUGCUAUAUGUUAUUUACUGGAGAAUGCUUGGAGAGCAGCAUCUGCGCUCAUGAAGACUGUACUAUCGCCUCUCUUCAUGGAUGCAGCUGCAUUUGCAUUGUGUAUAUGCAGUCAAGCUGAAAACCACAGAAGAUGAGUCCUUAUGAUUGACCUGCCAACUUGGCUGCUUGAACACGAUCCUAAAUAGGAACUCAUAUGUCAAAAAUUAUGUUUCAAUCCAUGGAGGACACUGUAUGGUUUUUUCAUUGAGUCUUUUGCCUUUUGUAUACAAAAUUGUACUUGAACUUACUUGUUUUUGAAAAAGGGAGUUCCCCGAGUCCUAACUGUAAAUCCCAGGGGGUCAGUGCAGAGCCAGUUUCAACAGCUGCAGCAGUUUCCCACGAGGAUUGUAAAAUUCUAUGAAGAAUGCAUGCUGUCAAACCAGCCUAAAAGAUAUAGACUUGAAAAUAUGAUAAUUGGGCAAUAUGUGUUCGAGCAAAAGGAGAUUGAUCAUCAUGGGAGGUCUUCAUAUAGGUAAGCAUCCUAUUACUGAGAUGUCACAAAAACUUUUGCAUUAGGGAUGGAAAGAAUAUUCAAAUAUAUAUUUCCCCCCUCUGUCCUCCAAAAAAGGGCCAAAAACAUGUUCCUCAAUGUUGGGAAACCUGAGAAACAGAAAACAGGAUGAGAAUGUUUGUGGAUUUGCACAAAAUUCAUGUAUGCUAUUUUUGCAUAGAAAAUGCUAUUUUCUGCACAAAAAUACAAUGUAUCCCUCCUAUCCAUGGAUUUUCUAUCCACUGA